Molecule: messenger RNA, 5865 nt
Organism: Pogoniulus pusillus (Red-fronted tinkerbird)
Lineage: Eukaryota; Metazoa; Chordata; Aves; Piciformes; Lybiidae
Gene: PPP1R16B
Product: protein phosphatase 1 regulatory subunit 16B
Exons: 11
Coding region: 837-2552 (571 amino acids)
Biological process (GO): regulation of sprouting angiogenesis; establishment of endothelial barrier
Cellular component (GO): cytoplasm
Molecular function (GO): enzyme inhibitor activity; myosin phosphatase regulator activity; protein binding
Source: RefSeq, a predicted model, not a curated record
CCAAGACCUUUUUUCAUCUCAAUAUGUAUUUAUUAUCUUAUUUAUUUUAAUUACUACCCCGCUCCCAGUCACACCACCUGCCUGAGCACAGACCAACCUUUCAUUUCCCCCUUCCCCCCCCCAGCUUUCCAAACCCCUCAGCCUUCCACCGGCAUGCCAAGAGCUGGGUUUUUAUCUCCGCAUUUAUUUAUGUGUGUGGAUGUAAUUUAUUGUAAUCACCCGCCCCCCUCCCGGCCACACCACCCAGCCCGACACGGACGAGCCCUUUGGCCCGACACCGGAACGCCGAGAGCUUCAUUUGUUUGCUCAUUACUCAGCUGUAUUAAUUGCCCCCCGCCGCGCCGCCCGCCCCAAGGCGGACAGACCUCUCUUGCUCCCAGCUCCCCCUCCCCUGCUCAAUCCGCUCUCACAACCCCUCCGAGGAUGCUCCUCGGCUCCGUGCCUUCCACCUGCCGGGGCGGGCGGAGGGGCCGGGCUGCGGAUCGCCGGUUCCUCGCCUCCCUCUGCGGCCGCGCCCCCUCCGCGGUCCCUCCUCGGGGCGGAGCUGCGGCCGCAGCCGGAGGCGGGCGGGGGCCGGGGCUGUGCGGCGCCGGUGCCUCCUUCCCUGCCUCCCUCUUUCCUUCCCUUCGUGCCUGCCGCCGGCCGGGCCCACUCCUUUGUGCCGUGCGGAGAGACCGCGGGUUUUCACCAUAUUCUCCUCAGCCCCUGGGAUGGGCCUUUCCCAGCCUGACCUCAAGAUGCUGGUAUAGCAGCAGGCAGCUGUGAUCCAGAGGGCCUGUGGUGGGACAUCGUUUCCCGCUGGGACGUCCUUCACCUCCCCUCUCUCAGCAGAGACAAUGGAUGCCCACGUGGACCUCCUGACAGAGCUGCAGCUGCUGGAUAAGGUGCCCACUCUGGAGAGGCUGCGGGCAGCCCAGAAGCGGAGGGCUCAGCAGCUGAAGAAGUGGGCACAGUAUGAGAAGGAGAUGCAGCACAAGAAGCGGAAGCACGAGAAGAAGAGAAACACUGUGAGCAGAAAGAAAGUGUCCUUUGAAGCCAGCGUGGCUCUGCUGGAGGCUUCCCUGAGAAACGACUUGGAGGAAGUGUGUUACCUGCUGAAGAGCAACAUCAGCCCAGACCUGUGCAAUGAAGAUGGAUUAACUGCACUGCAUCAGUGCUGCAUAGACAACUAUGAAGAGAUAGUGAAGCUUCUCCUCAGCCACGGGGCCAAUGUCAAUGCAAAGGACAACGAGCUGUGGACUCCACUGCAUGCAGCAGCUACGUGUGGUCAUAUCAACCUGGUGAAGAUCCUCAUACAGCAUGGAGCAGACUUGCUGGCAGUGAAUGCAGAUGGCAACAUGCCAUAUGACCUCUGUGAAGAUGAGCCAACUCUGGAUGUCAUUGAGACCUGCAUGGCCUAUCAAGGAAUCACACAGGAAAGGAUCAACGAGAUGCGGGCUGCUCCAGAGCAGGUCAUGAUCUGUGACAUUCAUGACAUACUUGCAACUGGACAGGACCUGAACAGGACAGAUGCCCAAGGUGCUACGUUGCUGCAUAUAGCUGCAGCCAAUGGUUAUCUGCAUGCAGCUGAAGUACUGCUUGACCAAGGGGCAAGCCUGGAUGUGAAGGACUGGGACGGCUGGGAACCUCUUCACGCUGCUGCUUUCUGGGGACAGAUGCAGAUGGCUGAAUUGCUUGUGUCCCAUGGGGCUAGUUUGAGUGCCAGGACAUCUUUGGAUGAGAUGCCAAUAGAUCUGUGUGAAGAGGAAGAAUUCAAAGUCUUACUUCUGGAGUUGAAACACAAACACGACGUGAUCAUGAAGUCUCAGAUGAGGCAUAAAUCCUCCUUGAGUCGAAGGACCUCCAGCACUGGCAGCCGGGGGAAGGUGGUGAGGAGGGCCAGCCUUUCAGACCGGACCAACCUCUACAGGAAGGAGUGUGAGAAAGAAGCCAUCGUCUGGCAGCAACUGGGGGCCACAGAAGAAGGAAGAAAUUCAGCUCUCAUUGGAGAAAUGGGGGAGACUCGAACUGAUCAGGAGAAUACAGACCCUAAUUCAGUGCUGGAAAACUCUUCUCUCCUUCCGGAGUUAGCAAACAAAAGCACCCAGUGUGACUCUGAAAUCCCUCUCCAGAACGGACUCAUGGCUUCUGCCAGCCCUUACCAGUACACCUUCUCCAACGGAGACAUUUGGAGUGUGCACACUGACCUUGACAGUAACGCAGGCCACAUGCUGCCCUACGGCAACCCUGGGCUCCCUGACACACAGCAGCUCUGGGGACCCUACAAGGAACACAACCACCAAACGCUCUCUGAACUUAAGCGGCAGCGAGCUGCAGCCAAACUCCUCCAACACCCUUUCCUCAGCACCCACUUCAGCAGCAGCAUGGGAGGAGUUGCUGAGAAUGGGGGUGAGGCCAAGUCGCACCUAAUUGCAUCCAGGACUUCUCCCUACAGCUCCAAUGGGACCUCAGUGUAUUACACAGUGUCCAGUGGUGAUCCGCCCCUCUUGAAAUUCAAAGCUCCCAUGGAGGAAAUGGAGGAGAAGGUGCAUGGGUGCUGCAGAAUUUCCUAGUCUCAGCUGUUUCUCACCCCAGAGGAAACAAGGUGUGGGUGGGCUGGUUGGACCUAUCGCAGCAGCCAGGUUGUUUGCAUUCCAAAGGGAGAAUUUGGUUAUGGACAUCCUGACUGUGGUGGCCUCGUUCACCUUGAAUUGUACUUUACCCUGCCUGCUGCUUCCAUUGCAGGUGAAUGAGUAAUGCAGGUGGAGCAAGGCUCUUGGGAGAGGAAGGGAUGUGCAUCUGUAGCCACUGUAGUCUUGGUCCCUGGAGGAGGAGGUGUGGUGCAUUGCCUCCUUGUCCUUGGGAAGUUAAGAGAUGCCUCGGAACAAAGGAAGGAUCUGAAUUGAAGUUAUUGCAUCUGAGCCUCUUGCUGUAAGUCGCCAAGCUCCUGGAAGGUGACAGUUCCAACCUGAAUUUUCACUCUUGGGUGAUGUUCGUAUCCUGGAGGGAAGAUCAACCCCACAGUGAGGUUUGCAAGAGCAGACAGAGCUGUUGUCCCGACAGCUGGAUCCAGUACUUACAGACCCCGAGCAACACGCGAGCAGAGAUGUUGCACUUGCUUUAGGAAGCUUGGAAGGAGUCACCUCCUUGCAGUGACAGCUCAACAUCAAAAACUGUGCACUGGCUGGGUCCUGUUCUGCUCAGUAAGCUUGUCACUGCAGACUGCCAUCAGGUCUGAAGCAGAACUUCUCCUGCAACAGGCUUCACUCAACAGGCUUUAAAAGUGAUGUUGCAAUAAGGGGCCCUGGCAAUAGAAUUUUACUGCAAUAAAAUACUGACAAAGGUCUCUACUGGAAUAAGUAAUUAAAAGCAAAACAGAACAAACAACCACAACCACAAGUUAUUUGUACUAUUUAGACUCUUAAUUUGUUAAAACUGAAAAGACUUUUGCUGAUCUCACUUUCCUAUUGAUUCUCUUUGUUUACUCUGUACGCUCAACACAGAUACUAGGGGCAAUGUGCUUCGCAUUCUAAUUCUCUUCUGGAUUUCCAGAGCCACAGGGCUGGGGAGGGGUGAGAAGGAAAGGCUUGCCAACACUAACCUAGAAACACCAUGGAAGCAUGUCUGAUCUCCCCAGAUGCUACAAACACCUAUGUUCACCUGCAGUCUUUGGCUGAUAAAUAACUGCAAAAUCACUGCUGGGGUAGAUAAACACUGCGGUAAGGCAGGAGUUGUUUGUGUCUGCGUUCCAGCUCUCAUGCUGAAGUCAUCAGCAGUGGUUAGUAGCUGUCAGAAGAAAACACAAAUUGCCUCUAUGUAUGAGAGUUGCCUAGUGCCAUGCAGUAGCUGUCAAUGUCUCUGUAGGGCAGUUGGCACACUAACCCUCGGGUUGCAGUGUAGCUCACGUUAGCUCUGAUUAUCUGGGGAACAUUACUGUGGUAUAACCUGAGACUUUGGCUCUUCAGCAAGCUAAGGUUUUGUGCAGUGGGGGGGGGAGGUGAAAGGAGGGUGUCCCACCAGAGACAGCUCUGAGGAACUUGUCACAGUUAAAGAAGUAAAUAUCAACCUUUUCUCUGCACAGAGGGGCUAUUGCACACAUCUUUUUGCCUGCACAAAUAUGUGUCUUCUUGGGCAGUUUAGAUUCCAGACUCUGAAAGUGUAAGCCUUUCUGGAGCUCUGCAAGCCAUCUGUGGAUUAAAUCUAGCUCAUAAAGUUCUGUUUCAACCAAGCAACAGCAAAGGCAGCUUCCAUACAUCUUCCUUUAAGCUGGUGGCUGCUGGACAUUAAUAUUGCUCUUCACAUGUAUGCUGCCUUGUGGGGAUCCUCACAGCCGUCCCUUUUUUCUAGGCUAUAAAAAGCUGACUUAGGCUGCCAGUGACUGUUAAGUGCUACCUUCUGCUCCACAUCUAAUCCAGCCCAUCACAGGGGCUGGAUAUAUUAUGAUGCAGGGAAUUGGGCUCUUCAUUCUCAGCUCCUGGAGGCAGCAGAUGUGGCUGCUUGUUACUGCCACAACUACACACUGCAGGAAACACCUUUGAGCUUGUGAGGUUAGUACCAGGCCAUCUCUAAAGAUACAGUUCUCUUCCUUCACCAGUUUUAGGAACAAACAGAAAAUUGGAGCAGUUGAUCUGAUUUUCAGACCUCAGUUCAGUUAAAGGCAGGGAGCUUCUUCUAUGUUUUGAUGUACUCAGAAGUUUGGCUUUCUGCACGAUGCUAAUUGUAAGACUAGAAAAUACUUCUUGUGCUUGGCUUAACACUAAGGAACUUUAAAAGUCAUUCUCUAGUAGAAAGAAGAUAAUUUGGUGACUGGACAGAGUUUACUGCACCUGCCUGUUGUUACCAGUGUCUCUUCUGAUUACCUCAUGCUGGGAUAACAUCAAGCAUAGCCUGAGUAUCACUGAAGCAGAGGGAGAAGAUCUUUGAGAUGUCUCCGUUCUCCCGUGGUGCUGAGGGUUGUCUCUCCACAUUCAUCCUGCUGAGAAUUCUGGACUCAGUGUAACAAAUUCUGGUGCUGCUAUCCACUGGGUUGCAAGUGGUGCAAAAUUCAAGCCUAGCUGAUCCUUUUUUUUUUCACUAGGGAAGCAGGAAUCAGGCCCUUUUCCUUCUCAGAGCAAUGUUGUGCUGCUGAAUCCUACCUAACUCCAAGCAAAUAAAAAGGAGACCAUGGAACACAAUAGUCUUAAGUAGUUUGAGGCUUACUUUCACUGAGAGCUGUUACUACAUUAAAGCUACAGGAAGCCAGUCUACUUCAGACACACUGCUUUUAGUGCUCUCAUGUUUUAUUCUGGUUAUAUGUAAAACUCCAGAAACUCAGCACUCUUGAGCAAGCCAACAAUUGAUUUACUGUCAGGCAACAGAUAUUACAGGUUCUAGAUGGUGAAACAUCCCUCUGGUUGGACUUUGCAUGGUAACUGUACCAUUGGCUGUGAUGCAGCUCUUCUGGGUUUGGUACUGUGAGUGCUGUCUCACCAAAUGUCAUCAAUCCUUACCCAUAGGAGAGAGUCAGUCAACAGAAAAUCUUCCAGGUCAUGUUUCACAGGCAUGCAUUCAUAGACUGUCUCAAGCUGAAAGGGACCCAUAAGGAUCAUCAAGUCCAACUCCACGCUGAGUAUUUAUCUACCACUGGCUUUGAGUUGAAGCUGCUCAGAGAUGGGUUUGUGAGGGCAGCUGAAGGGUGACCUAGAGUGGAUUCAUGCUUACAUGUCAGUCACAUUUGGGAUACCAUGGUCACUGCCUGUGGGGCACUGGCUAACAUGCUCAAGGAAGGAGCUUGGCAGCUCAUGCUGCAUGCAGAGCUGUGGACUGUAGAUCUGGGAUGUGCAGUUCUGUAAAGCAGACAUUUAACCUGCAGCUGGUAAAUUAGUUUGUAGAGACAAACAGGCUUUU